AUGUCGUCCCUACUGUUCGAAAGCGACGACGAAGGCUUUAUUGAGGUCUUGGCUCUACUCAACGAGUAUAAUGUGGCUAUACAAGAAUCAAACGGUCGAUUUAAAUGCACUUCACCCUUGACCUCAUUAAUUGAAAGCUCGACUUGGUCUGCAUUUGAGACGGCGCAUCCCAUUCCGAAAACGACAAGCAAACAUCGCAAUGGUGCGCGCGAAAUGCGCCGUCGAGAAUUGCAAUUUCUACGCACGUGUGUAAAAGGAUUGGAAGCACAACUCUAUGCGCUCAAAGAGGUUGCAGAACAGCGUGCACAGUCGAAAGAUGGUACGGCUAACACUAGUACUCAAACGUCUGCAUUAAGGAGUAUAUGGAAGGACUUGGCAGCGCGUCAAUUGGACCAACGACUGACAUCUGAGAGAGAAAAUUCCCGACUAAAAAGUGUGAUAGAAGACCAGAAUAAGGUGCAAGAAAUGCUACAGCGAGUGCUCAAUACGAGGGUCGCACGAAGGGUAUUGGAGACAACUUCACUGCAGGAAAAAAAGACGAGACGGGUGUAUGGAAUACCGUUGGAAAUGGCGUAUCAACUUUUUGACGAACUGGAGGUGGGAGUGGAUCUCGUGUUUCACGAGGCAGCAAAGGUGUUCUUUCAAGCAGAUACAGGAACUGGUAGGAAUGUCGGAAUAUUUGGCGACAAGAUACUGCCAUUUUCAUCUGACUUGACGGCCGAGACGGCGUGGAGGUGUUUGGCUCAUGCGUAUCAUCAUGAAAAAAAUCAUUGUUCAUACAGUCGAGAAAUGAAAAGAGCCGAAUUGGAAAGUGUGACUCAUGUUGACACAGUUCGCGAAAGCUUUGGGGUUGAAACUCAAACACCAGAACACAUGGCAGAGUUUGAAAUUCGGCAGGUUUUUUGUCGCUAUCAUGAAGCAAAUCGAACUGUUAUAGCGUGGAAAUCGUUUAUAGAUCCGUCUGUGUUUCAGGGUCGACAGCUUGAAGGGUUUCGCUUUCAAGAAAAAGGUUCAUGCGUAAUUUGUCGCGAGCCAAAAUUUUUAAAUGGUACUUGCAGCAACGAAUUCACGCUACUGCGUAUCUGGCACGUUAUCACUCCUGAAACUUUAGCUUACACCACAGGAAUCAGCUCGAAGUAUGUUCAGGAACUCACGGAAUUUGUAUUGGGCGGUUCAUCGUCUGCUAGUACAAUGCAAAUGAUUGAAAAUAUGUUGAUUGAACAGUCGAAAUGA
Messenger RNA from Plasmopara halstedii, 1233 nucleotides. RefSeq lists its product as uncharacterized. The coding region runs from base 1 to 1233 and encodes 410 amino acids. The record is from RefSeq and is a predicted model, not a curated record. The transcript has 2 exons. Lineage: Eukaryota; Oomycota; Peronosporomycetes; Peronosporales; Peronosporaceae.